Messenger RNA from Acyrthosiphon pisum (pea aphid), 501 nucleotides. Its product is annotated as histone H2B-like. Gene Ontology annotation, cellular component: nucleosome. The coding region runs from base 68 to 448 and encodes 126 amino acids. The transcript has a single exon. The record is from RefSeq and is a predicted model, not a curated record. NCBI's taxonomy places the organism in Eukaryota, Metazoa, Arthropoda, Insecta, Hemiptera, Aphididae. Gene Ontology annotation, molecular function: structural constituent of chromatin; protein heterodimerization activity; DNA binding.
GCGAAACCCAUCAUUAAGUCCCCAACGGUCCAGUCGUCAACACGUAUAUUGAAUAAUAAUAUUCGAAAUGGCUCCAGGAGGAAAAUCAGCUGGUAAAGCGAUGAAGAAAUCGUCCGGAAAGGCUCAAAAGAACAUCGCCAAGUCCGACAAGAAACGCAAGCCCAAGAGGAAAGAAUCGUACGCCAUCUAUAUUUACAAAGUGUUGAAGCAAGUACAUCCCGAUACCGGUGUCUCAUCGAAGGCAAUGAGCAUCAUGAACAGUUUCGUCAACGAUCUGUUCGAACGCAUCGCCGCUGAAUCCAGUCGUUUGGCUCAUUACAACAAACGUUCGACCAUUACCAGCCGGGAAAUCCAAACUGCCGUACGACUCUUGUUGCCCGGUGAAUUGGCCAAACACGCCGUCAGUGAAGGAACUAAGGCCGUGACCAAGUACACUAGUUCCAAAUAAGUCCGUGUUGUGAAAUACUUACUCUAACUCAAUUAAAACGGCCCUUUUCAGGG